This is a messenger RNA of Acyrthosiphon pisum (pea aphid), 399 nucleotides long. RefSeq lists its product as uncharacterized. Lineage: Eukaryota; Metazoa; Arthropoda; Insecta; Hemiptera; Aphididae. The record is from RefSeq and is a predicted model, not a curated record. The transcript has 2 exons. Gene Ontology annotation, molecular function: nucleic acid binding. The coding region runs from base 1 to 399 and encodes 132 amino acids.
AUGUAUAGUGAUAAUGCCCUGAAUACUUUAUGUUUGCCCAGAGAAAUAGACUGGCACUUUAUCACACCAGCUUCGCCACAUUUUGGUGGUAUUUGGGAAGCUAACAUCAAAUAUUGUAAACGCAUACUCCAACGCAUAACUCUUAACAGUGUCUUUAUAUAUGAAGAAUUACACACACUGUUUUGUCAAGUUGAAGCGCAACUUAACUCUCGACCACUUUGCCGCGCCAGUAUGGAAGCCACCGAUUACUCAGCACUGACUCCCGGGCAUUUCUUGUUAGGUAAAGCUCCUAUGUCACUACCUGAAGUUGACAUUCCUGAGCCAACACCUACCAAUCGACUCACCAGGUGGAAUAGAAUACAGAAACUGCAGAAUACGUCGUGCGAGUUGUCACACUGA